AUGGGGAUUUGGGCCUCCCGCGCGUGUGGCACGACUGCCGUGUCCUCCGCGCCUCCCCACGGCCGCGACACGGAUGCGCUGCUAAAAGACUUUGACACCACAGCCCCAACGGUGGCUGUUAUUGGUGCCGGGAUGGCCGGGGUUCACGCUGCGUACGAGCUCGCCCAGCUUGGCUUCCGGGUCACCGUCUUUGAGCAGCGCCGCGCAGUUGGGCUGGGCGAAACGCAGUACGCCUUUCCGUUUGUGGGAGUCGGUCUCCUGCAGCCGUACAUUCACGCGCUACGCAUGGGGCGGGAAUUGUUGCACGGAACGUUGAAAGUGGCGUGCCCGGAUAUCAUUUCCGCAGAGGGUUCAUGGAAUUCCUUCUUUUCUGCCGCCAUUCACCGCUGGUUGUGGGCGCGGCGCUGGAAUACGCUCACGGAUGCCCAGGUGAUGCAGUACACAAACAACUUGUCAAGGCUGAGCGUCGACGUUGUGGAAGAUCUCGCUCGUAGGCACAGGAGUCUGUCACCGUACAUUUUGAGUCGCAGUGUGUCGGUGGGCACGUUUGACCCCACUGCGGGCGGCGCUGGCGGAGUAGACAUUGCCGCGACGGCGCAUUCGAGACCGUUGCUGAUUGACCCUGUCGGCUGGACGCGUGAGUUGGCGCGGAUUGCGCAAAGGCAGUACGGCGUGGAGUUUCUCCUCGGCGAGAGGCUGGUCGACAGCACCACGUAUCUCCGCUACAGUGCUGAGAUGGUGUCGACGUUGCGUUUUGCCCGCGAGACGGAUGGCCACACGGAAUUCAACAACCGCCGUUUUGACGUUGUUGUGCUCACUGCCGGGACGCACACGGGACCGCUGACGUGGGGUUCCUCGCAGCUCCCCAUUAUCGGUUUAAGCGGCUGCUCCGUCGCGCUCAAGGCGAAUUCUAGCGCCGUGGCGUCUUCGCCGCUGGCAGGCGCGCUGGACAGGGUUGCGCCAGGCCUGGUUUCGCUGUCGCCAGGCAGUCAUCUUGUGGCGUACAAGCUCCCCGCCCGAGAUGACGCCGAGAGCAAUGCAGAGGAUAGCAUCAUCCUGCAGGGCUUGAUGUCGUUUGACUCCACCGUCAAGUCCGAGGCCAACGUUGUGGGGAUGCUGAAGUGCCUAGAAAAGUACCUUCGUGUGAAGUGUAGUCUUCACCUCCCACUUUUGCAAGAGUAUCAGCAACAACGACCGCGGGUGGAUGAGGUGGCGGAAGCGGCAUCCGCGCCAAUCCCCCACAUGAGAGCCGCGAGGUACAUCCGCUCGUUUACUCCAGACGGUGUGCCGUUGAUAACGAAUAACGGGGCGGCGUUUAACUCCUUUGUUUGCGCAGGUUUUGGCGACCAUGUCGCAGACAUGGCGCCUGGUUCGGCGAGAAUACUAGCGAAACUCAUUGAGGCACAGGCCUCUGUCAUGUUGCACUCUGACGAGGAGGAACUGCAACGCGGCGGCAAACGCAUCGAUCCUGUGAUGACGGAGCGGCGUCUUGUUCAACUCCACCAGGAGUUGCAGAUGCUAUGGAACGGGUGGUUGGCCACCGCAGCUCCUCCACCUGGGCAAGAAGUGAAGACGUUUGGGCAGAAUCCUUUUUCGGUGUCCCGCUUUGCUGGGGUCGUGAGGGACAAGGCCCCUGAAGUGACGCACACCUCGUUUCUGUGCCGGUUGUCAACUGCGGAGACGGCCUUGGUGCGUGCGUCCGAGCCAUGGGGCCACUACCUGAAUAAGCAGGCCAUCAAGCUGGCGCGCCAGGACAACAUGCCGGAUUGGCUACGAACGAUCGUGUACUACUACUUCAAUGCGGAGGAGGAUGACGAGGAGCUGCGGCGAUCGAGGCAACAGUACGCUGAGGGCAUCCGACGCAUCCGUGAGGAGUUUGAGGGCAAUACCCGCGCUGCGUCGUCAUCCUUGCCGUGCGACGGAACAGCACGGUGA
This is a messenger RNA of Trypanosoma conorhini, 1935 nucleotides long. RefSeq lists its product as uncharacterized. NCBI's taxonomy places the organism in Eukaryota, Euglenozoa, Kinetoplastea, Trypanosomatida, Trypanosomatidae. The coding region runs from base 1 to 1935 and encodes 644 amino acids. The record is from RefSeq and is a predicted model, not a curated record. Gene Ontology annotation, molecular function: oxidoreductase activity. The transcript has a single exon. Gene Ontology annotation, cellular component: cytoplasm.